Molecule: messenger RNA, 3515 nt
Organism: Bombina bombina (fire-bellied toad)
Lineage: Eukaryota; Metazoa; Chordata; Amphibia; Anura; Bombinatoridae
Product: pleckstrin homology domain-containing family N member 1
Exons: 16
Coding region: 73-2253 (726 amino acids)
Biological process (GO): positive regulation of apoptotic process; response to hypoxia; 3'-UTR-mediated mRNA destabilization
Cellular component (GO): mitochondrial membrane; cytoskeleton
Molecular function (GO): phosphatidylinositol phosphate binding; phosphatidic acid binding; phosphatidylserine binding
Source: RefSeq, a predicted model, not a curated record
GAAGUGGUGCUGAGCUGAGCACACACACUGCUCUCACUGCUCAGACCUGCUCGAUUGCUCCUACUGCUCACAAUGGGCAACUUUAGCUGUGUCCCGCAGCCCCACCGACAGUUUAGAUAUUCAUUCAAUAGGAAAAGCUCAAUCAAGGGGAAAGAGCAUGACAGCAGAACUAAAUGGACGUAUUUGUUUGGAAAUGAAAGUGGAGAUGGGAGAGGAACAAAUUCGGACAACAUUUUGCAUUACAUCCCAGGAAAGGACUUUGGAUCUCCAGAAAUAUUGCCUAAGGACAGUGUGGAUCAGAGAUUCCUCAGUAUCUUCCGUAAAGGAAGGAAAAAAACUAUUGUCAGGAACAUGGGACAAAUGAUUCACUACUCUAAGGUCAAAUUCCGGUUUCAACACAGCCAGGAUGUUAGUGACUGCUACUUGGAGAUGUUCCAGUCCCACCUGUAUUUCCAGUCGCGUGGCCCUACUGGAUUAACCUAUCAGGGAUUGGUGCCUUUGAAGGAGCUAAGCAUUUAUAAACUUGAACGUUCCAAAACGCCAUCUAAUCAAGUGGAGGAACAUGCCUUCCGGAUCACAGGGCCCUUGCUAAAUCCGCUUAUUGUUUAUUGUCCAAGCCAACAAGAAUUGCAGAAGUGGCUUUACCAUCUGGAAAAACAAAUCCAGUUGAAUGGUGGUAACUUGGAUAUGCUAUCCACAUCUGAGGGGAACAAAGAAACUAAUUGGGAUAAAUAUGAGCUCAGGAGGUCUGUGCAAAGUCAACCCGUUGCAGACUGGGAGGGAAAGCAAAGAGAAUCUUUGGGAUCCAUCACUUAUAUAUCCAAAGUCAAAAUGCAGCACCUGCCUUUCCAGGAACUGCAUGAGAGAUUAUUGGUCCUCUACUCAUCCAGUCUGGUAAUACUUUCUGAGGAGAGGAAACAGCUUUUCUUUAAGGGGGAGCUUCCACUAAAAGCUGUUCGAGUAAUUUCAGAAGAGUUGGAGAAACAGAAAAAAUCAUUCCUAAUUGAAGGAAGAUUCAUCAACACAAUCCGUGUGAUUUGCAUCACUCAACAGGAUUACGAGGAAUGGAUAGAUCAUCUGAAACUAGCCCAGCUACAAAACCGAGAAUCCUCUCUCUCUGGAUCCAGCAGUUUUGGUGGAUCUCAUUAUACACAACAUGAGCAGCAGACUGUCAGCUGCAGGAGCUCUUUUACUUCCGAUGGUCGCACCAAAUCUUGGGCUUCAGCCAACAAGCUACCCAGCUCUAACCGCCAAUCGCACAGCACUACGCAGGGUUCAGAACGUCAGUCAUUCACUAUUCUUUCUGAACAGCAGCAGCAGCAUGAUGAUCCUCUGUCUCCAGGAUAUGCCGAGCCAUUACAUUGUUUGGGAAACCCUCCUUGGUCCACUCCAACAAAUGGCAACAAUGACUUAAAGAGAGGUGGCAGCUUCCGCGGAUCUAAGGGAAAGAACAAUUUAUCACUGCAAAUUCAGUCUGCGCUUCCGCAUAGCUAUGACCUGGAAACAACAGCAUUUGGUUUAAUUCCGGAGACUCCCAGUGAAGACAUCCUUUCUCCAAUUUACAAGGAGCCAUAUACCUACCAAAAAUCCCUGCACGAUUCUUCAGUAAAUAAUCAGAACAUGCCUAAUAGGUGGAGUCUUACAGACAGCCAGCAAUCUACCUCCCCCACUGAUUCAGCUAGUCGCGGACUGUCCAAAUCUCCCCUCUAUGAUGAGCCCUACUCCCCAACUGACCCACAUGCAAAUAACUUUGUGGAAGAGAUUUUGAAGAAUCUUAGCAACAGACGUAUAGAGACAUCUUCACCUCACUUGAGGACCAAUGGUUCUUUCCAAAUGAACCACAGUGCACAUCCAGCAUUGCACAAGAUAUAUUCUCACCCUGUCAGCAGUAACCAGCAGAUUGUGAAGCCACUGGUGCAUAGGAAUAGCGAGCCGGACACCAGGAUCCCACCCUCCACCCAGACAUCCUUUUUUAAAAGUGUAUCUGCUUUGAAGGAAGAAAUAGCUUCAACUCAUCACAGUAAUGAAGUAGAAGAUAUAUUUGACCUUCCUUCUUCUGGAAAUUUGUUCCCAGAGUCUAUGGACCACGAUUAUGCAGAGUUACAGAGCUUCCAGAGCGAUUUAAGUUAUGACAAUAUUUGGGAUUAUGAAGCCAAGGAGAGAGACCGUAAUCAUUUCUCACCCCCACCUUAUAAAGGUUAUUAUCACCAAGGGGUUCCUCCGAACAAAGCUGUGCCAAGCAGAUGGUUGUAGGAGUGUCCUAUGACAGAAACUGUCCAAUUCCCAGAAGACUGGGCUGUAAAGCAGAACAGUUUAUCCUAAACAUAUACCGUUGAUGCCGUUAUUGCUGCUUAAUCCUUGUCUGUGCACCACCAGCAAAAGCUGAGCUGGUUGGAAAGUUCCAAGAGACUUUCUGCAGUCACUGAAUAGUGAGGUGACAACGUGUGGUUCAUUGCCAUUUAAUUAGCAGUCUUCACACAGUAAAUUGUCACUGUAAUGAAUUAUCUCCUAUGUUCUGCUUGUUCCCAGAUAGAUAUUAUACUAUAUUAGUAUUAUGUACCCAUGCUGCAACGUGCACAUAUUUCUGUGGCUGACCAUCGCCUUAUUUGUACUGUGAAGCCACAGACCCAAAUGUUACCUAUCAUUCUGCUGCAACGGACUUCCUUUAACCCUUUCCACAUUAUGACCCACGGUAGUUAUUACACAAUAUUCACCACUGUGAUUGUUUUUGUUUUUUUUAUAUAGUAUUUCCUUAUUUAUGGAAACGCACAAGCUUUCACUCCCUAACACUCCCUUUCAGUCACUACAAAUCUGACAAAAUAUACACUGUCCCAUAGAACUCCUUCAUUCUGAGAUGCAGCGGUCCUCCCUGCUGUUUUAGAAUUUCACUCCCAAAAUACAAACACUUCCCUGCCAACGGACGAACAGUCCUAACAAUACGUGCACAGUUUUGCCAAUAUAUAUUUAUAUAAUCCUGCCCACAACAAGCACUGACAGGUGCACAUAUCUGGUGCUGUGUUUUUUUUUUUUUUUUAAAUAAGUUAGACAGUCACAGGGUUUAAUAAAUAGCCUUAACCCUUGAGCAGCAAUCUCAGUGCAAAAGCAGCAGAUCAGCAUUGUGAACUGAUGUUGUCUGGACAGGUUUUUUGGGGGAGAGUGAAUUAUUCCCCUUUACCUAUUGUGUUUAUAAGUCCCAAGGACAACAUGGUGAACUGUUUACAUUGCAACAUUUAUUUUAUUGUAAUAUAUAUUUAAUUUUAUUUGUUUUAUUAUCUGAGACAUACAGACCUUUUGUUUUUGAUACUGGUUAUAAGGGUCAAUUAUUUUGUCAGCCUAUUUAAUGUUCAGUAGUAUUUAUUGUGACCAGUUUUGCACUGUUUAAGGACUGUACAUAAUUUCUAUGCAAUUACUAUUUUGGAACUUAUUUUGUUUAGAGGGAAUGAAUAUUGUCAACUGGCGUAAUCUUUUGCAGAAAAAGGAGCAUUUGCCUUGAAUAAUAAAAUCUUAGUUCACCA